Phaedon cochleariae (mustard beetle) is the source of this 2751-nucleotide messenger RNA. NCBI's taxonomy places the organism in Eukaryota, Metazoa, Arthropoda, Insecta, Coleoptera, Chrysomelidae. The record is from the annotation of a GenBank genome assembly.
AUGCCAAAAUUGAAAGAUGAGAAAAGGAAAACGUCGAAAUCCCCAAAUUUCAAAAUUUUCAGUGACAGUUCAGGAGUAAAUAAGAAAAAAUCGAACAGUGAAGAUGAUUCUCCGGCAGGAAAUGUGCUUGAAGAAUACUAUCUACAGCCCUAUCUUGAAUACCAAUGCCAAGUUUGUAGUAGAUGCUUUGAAAAGAAGAGAGGUCUGAAUAUUCACAUAAAAAAAAUGCAUCCUAAGUCCGAUUCUAGUUCACCUCCAAAAAUUUCUGAUGCAUCUAUGAAUCCGUGUGAUUCUCUUCUUCCUGACAAUGAAUCUCCCUCUGGUCGUCUGAAUUCCCGUUUAUCCUUCAAGAAAUUCAACUCACGCAUUGCCAAAAGGAUACCGAAAUCAGCUAGACCGUGUGCCGCCGAAGCUUUGAAAAAUGCUAUAGACAACUGUAUCGUUUUCAACUCUUUUGAUGCGUGGGAAAGUCUACUGUUUUUCGCUUAUAAAUCUUUCAGUCUACAACCACAACACAAAAAUCGUAAAGAAUCUCUCACGACCAUCAUCAAAAGGAAUAUUAGUAGUCCCUCUGCCUCACAAAGUAUUCCAGGAUAUCAUUCAGCACCAACACGAAAACCAAACAUCACCAAAUGUAUCGUUGAACAGAUUACGAAUAAUAAUUUCAGCGAAUCAUCAUGGGUACAAGCAUCACUUCCUGUGAAUAAAGGUGGGUUGGGAAUCCGAAGGGCAUCUUCACUCACUUUGCCAGCUUUCCUUUCGUCUUUCAACAGCAUUAAACAUUUUGUAAAACAGAUUCUACCAGAUUCCUUUUUUGUUAUUUCUGAUCCUUUGUAUACUGAAUGCGAAUCUAUGUGGUGCUCGACUUCGAAAACAUUGAAACCUGACAAUAAAUGUUCUCAGAAAUCAUGGGAUCUUCCGUUGAUUGAUUUGUCAUCCAAUCAUCUCCUUGACUCAGCUAAAAACUCCCCAUUUGAAAAGGCUCGUCUCAAGGCAGUAAGCACAAAGGAAUCUGGAGCAUGGCUUAAUGCACUUCCUGUUGCAUUCCUUGGAACAUUAUUGGAUGAUGAAUCUUUCAGGAUAUCUGUAGGCUUACGUCUAGGUUGUUCAAUUUGUACAACACAUAAAUGCAGAUGUGGAUCUACCGUUAACGAAAAGGGAGUUCAUGGUUUGAGCCGUAAAUUCAGUGCAGGUCGUUUUCCUAGACACUAUACUGUUAAUGAUCUGAUUAGAAGAGCUUUGACAACUUCGGAUAUUCCAGCUAUUUUGGAACCUUUGGGAAUCAGUCGUGAUGACGGAAAACGCCCGGAUGGGAUGUCUCUCAUUCCAUGGAGUCACGGAAAACCUUUAGUAUGGGACUUCACAUGCGUAGAUACAGUUGCUGCUUCACAUAUCGAUUCGACAUCAAAAAUCGCCGGAGGAGCAGCAGAUUCAGCUGAAAAAAUGAAGUUGAAAAAAUAUACUACUUUGAGGGACCAAUAUAUUUUUUAUCCUGUUGCCAUAGAAACUUACGGAUCUUUUGGCCCCUAUGCUACAGAAUUAUUCAAUCUCAUUGGAAGGAAACUCAUCCAUAAAACUGACGAUAAUAGAGCUCGAUCUUUCCUGAUUCAGCAGAAGCUUUGGUCGAACCAUCCUUCGAUCCGAGUCGUAUGUUUGGACGAUCUGAAACUUCGGAUUCAAAGGUUCGCACCUCAAUUCAGAGGCUCCUCGCAACAGGAUGCACAAGAAUUUCUUUGUUACCUGCUGGAGGGGCUGCACGAGGACGUCAACUUGGCCGUAGAUGAACCGAACCCGAACCCAAAGCCAGUACUUAUGGAAAUCGACAAAUCAUUCAGUUUUAAUGUCGACGCAAUGGAUUCGUGGUCGAGAUUCUUGAUAAUGAAUAAAUCUAAGUUCGUCGAUAAUUUUGUCGGGCAGUUGAAGUCUACUUUGAGAUGCACCUUCUGUGGAUAUUGUUCGGAGACAUUCGACCCAUUUUGGGAGUUGUCUUUACCGAUACCACAGCGAUCAGGCCAACUCAGCUUGUCACACUGCUUGGACUCGUUUACGAGUGUUGAGAUUUUAGACGGCGAGACAACUUGCUCGAUGUGUAGAGAGAAAAGAAAAUGUUUGAAGUCAUUAUUCAUCAACAAGUUCCCAAAAAUUUUAGUUAUACAUCUGAAACGUUUCUCGCAGACUGUAGAGUUCAGUGAGAAACUAAACACAUUUGUCGACUUCCCCUUGAUCGGCUUGGACAUGAGCCCCUAUGCAGCUGAAGAUAUCGUACCAUGUCCUUACAAUCUGUACGCUAUCUCAAACCACAGCGGUACCACCUACAGCGGACACUACACAGCCUACUGCAGACAUCUAUAUACGAAAAUUUGGCACGAAUACAAUGAUUCCCUGGUUUCUUUAAUUUCGUCGAACUCUCUCGUAAGUGGGGAUGCUUAUAUUCUUUUUUACCAACAAGAGGCUCACCCCAAAUUCGAACAACGUGAUGUUGACUCUGUGAAGAGCUACUGCUCCGUAGCUGAUCCGGAUAGCACUCUUCGUACUGUCCACUAUUCCGAUGAUAACCACGACAUGUUCAACACAGUCGUGGAGAAGCAUGAAACUCCAGUUCACCUAGCUCCAGCUGCACACUCUGACCCAGUAGAUAUUGUAUACUCUGGUCCAGUACUGAAUUAUCAAGGCAGCCUCAGACAUGAAUUAGAAUUAGAUAAGCAUGACUCCGAUUUGAAGGUCAAAGUGAAAUACAAGGUGUUUCAUUGA